Messenger RNA from Triplophysa dalaica, 1179 nucleotides. RefSeq names its product potassium channel tetramerization domain containing 5a (gene kctd5a). NCBI's taxonomy places the organism in Eukaryota, Metazoa, Chordata, Actinopteri, Cypriniformes, Nemacheilidae. Gene Ontology annotation, biological process: proteasome-mediated ubiquitin-dependent protein catabolic process; protein homooligomerization. The transcript has 6 exons. Gene Ontology annotation, cellular component: cytoplasm; Cul3-RING ubiquitin ligase complex. The record is from RefSeq and is a predicted model, not a curated record. Bases 74 to 748 code for a protein of 224 amino acids. Gene Ontology annotation, molecular function: cullin family protein binding.
CAACAGCAGCUGAAACUCCGCACACUUCCUGCCCUCGAUCAGUUCAGUUAGUCAGCGGGAGAUCGUAGGAGGGAUGGCGGAGAAGAGCCCUGACCCGAGCGGUGCGAACGGUCGGAGGUGUCCCGCCCUUUCUCCCGGAGAGGAGAUGCAGUCGCCUGGAAGCGGUUCCUCUAAAUGGGUUCGGCUGAACGUCGGCGGAACGUACUUUCUUACGACGAGACAAACGCUGUGCAGAGACCCGAAAUCUUUCCUUUACCGACUGUGCCAGGCCGACCCCGACCUCGACUCUGACAAGGAUGAAACGGGUGCAUAUUUGAUAGACAGAGAUCCUACUUAUUUUGGUCCGGUGCUCAACUAUCUGAGACACGGGAAGCUGGUGCUGAACCGAGGCCUGGCAGAGGAAGGUGUGCUGGAAGAAGCUGAAUUCUACAAUAUCACUUCAUUGAUUAAACUUGUAAAAGACAAGAUCAGAGAGAGGGAUUGUAAGACCGCACAGCUUCCUGUAAAGCAUGUCUACAGAGUCCUGCAGUGUCAAGAGGAGGAGUUGACACAGAUGGUCUCUACCAUGUCAGAUGGCUGGAAGUUUGAACAGCUGGUUAGUAUUGGUUCUUCGUACAACUACGGAAAUGAGGAUCAAGCCGAGUUCCUCUGCGUGGUCUCCAAGGAGCUGCACAAUCAGUCGUACGGCACAAACAGCGAGCCCAGUGAAAAGGCCAAGAUUCUUCAAGAACAAGGCUCUCGAAUGUGAAACGGCUGCGUUUUACAUUCCCCGAUCCUGCCGUCGCUGGGCAAAACAAAACGCACCAUAUCACACAAAGAGAGAAAAUUGUCAAGCGGGAAGACAAGCUAUUUGGACCGGAUGCUCUAUAUUGUUUUAGAUUAAUUGACACUUGUUUGUGCCUGCACAGUAAUACCGGACUGUUUUUUUUUUUUUGGUGGAUAUAUCGGAGUCUUUGCCUGAACGGUAGGAAUAUGCAUGUCAUUAGUAAUCUGAGCAAAAAGGGCCUCAAUCAUGUCUGGUCCAAUGAUGUUUACUCAGGGUCUCUUAUUGACUUUCACAAUAUGUUAAUCAUAUCAUAUAUGUGGUCCAGUGAGAAAUUUUGUCAAAACAUAUUUAAAACUGUAUAUAAUGCCAUAGAGAAAGUUGUGAAAAUUAAAAAAAACUCAUGAAGAUUAUAA